AUGUCUGAAUUUUGGACUAAAUAUUUGGACAACCCCACAUUAUCUGUCCUUCCACAUGACUAUUUGAAACCAGCUAAUAAUAAGUCUGUUGAAGGUACUUUUUCAUUUACAGCUAAACAUGUUGUAAGAGACUUUCAACACGGAUUGGCUGUGUUUGCAGCAUUGAUCUACAGGUUGACUGGAGACGAGGAUAUAGUGAUAGCCACUGACGAAGCAGCCAAUUCCCCUUCAUUCAUUAUAAGAUUGAGCAUGUCACCCGAGUUGAAAUUCCAAGAAUUGGUAACCAAAGUUAAGGAGGAGUUUACCAAAUGUGCGUACGAGGUCAACUAUAGGAAUUUAUCUGAACUCAGCGAAAAGAUCAAAGUUGCUAAAAAGCUUGAUGAACACCCCGAACUUUUCAAACUUUCAUAUGAGCAUGCUAAUGCUAACCAGCAAUUGAAUACAACGGUUGAAGGAUCUGUUCGUGAUUUGGCUAUUUACACCAAUGACUCCGAGUUCACCAUAUACUACAAUGCCUUGUUGUACUCUACUGAAAGGAUACAGAUUUUUGCAGAGCAAUUUGAACACUAUUUGUUGGCAGUAGAUGAAGAUUCGAACACUGCAAUUACCAAAGUCGACUUGGUCACGCCACUUCAAAAACAAGCAUUACCAGAUCCUACUUUGGAUCUUGAUUGGAGUGGUUAUAGAGGAGCUAUUCAAGACAUAUUUCAAAAAAAUGCUGAGCUGCAUCCUAACAGAGAGUGUGUGAUUGAGACUGCAUCUUUUAUGGAUCCUAAAUCCAAAACUAGGACAUUCACUUAUAAGCAAAUUAACCAAGCAUCAAACAUUGUGGGUAAUUACUUGAAAGAUACAGGGAUCAAGAAAGGUGACAUUGUCAUGAUUUAUGCUUACCGUGGUGUUGACUUGAUGGUUGCUGUUAUGGGUGUUUUGAAGGCUGGUGCGACAUUCUCGGUGAUUGACCCAGCCUACCCUCCAGCAAGACAAAACAUUUACUUGUCAGUGGCCAAGCCAAGAGGUUUGAUUGUUUUGGAGAAAGCAGGUCUUUUGGAUGACUUGGUAACUAAAUAUAUCAAGGACGAGUUGGAGGUGAUUACUACAAUCCCGCAAUUGAAGAUUGAGGACGAUGGAGCAUUGGUUGGGGGUGUAUUGCCAUCUGGCUCUGGCGAAGAUUGUCUUUUUGACUUUGCUAAAUACAAAGAUCAACCAACCGGGGUUGUAGUUGGUCCAGAUUCUAACCCUACUUUGUCGUUCACUUCUGGUUCUGAAGGUAUUCCCAAGGGUGUUCUCGGUCGUCAUUACUCUCUAGCCUAUUACUUUCCAUGGAUGGCAAAGAGAUUUGGAUUAUCUGAAAAGGACAAGUUUACCAUGUUGUCGGGUAUUGCACAUGAUCCUAUUCAAAGAGAUAUGUUCACUCCAUUGUUCUUGGGUGCGCAAUUAUUAGUUCCAACUGCUGACGAUAUUGGAACUCCUGGUAAAUUAGCUGAAUGGAUGGCAACGUAUGGCGCCACGGUGACACAUUUAACUCCAGCGAUGGGCCAAUUAUUGAGCGCCCAGGCUACAACAGCCAUUCCAUCUUUGCAUCAUGCUUUCUUUGUUGGUGAUAUCUUGACCAAGAGAGAUUGUUUGAGGUUGCAAAGCUUGGCCGAAAACGUAUAUAUCGUGAACAUGUACGGUACGACAGAGACUCAAAGAUCAGUUUCAUAUUUUGAGAUUGAGAGCCGAAAAUCGAAUCCAACUUAUUUGAAGAAUUUGAAGGAUGUCAUGCCUGCAGGAACCGGUAUGCACAAUGUCCAAUUGUUGGUUGUGAACAGAAACGACCGGUCACGCACUUGUGGUGUUGGUGAAGUUGGUGAAAUCUAUGUUCGUGCAGCUGGUUUGGCAGAAGGUUACCGUGGAUUACCCGAUUUGAAUGCCGCAAAAUUUAUCACCAAUUGGUAUGUCGACCCAUUGAAAUGGGUCAAGGAAGACGAACAAAAAGCCAAGGAUGAGCAAUGGAGACAAGAAGGAUGGAAAGGACCAAGAGACAGGAUGUACAGAUCUGGUGAUUUGGGAAGAUACUUACCAGAUGGAAAUGUUGAGUGCUGUGGACGUGCAGAUGAUCAAGUAAAAAUUAGAGGGUUCAGAAUCGAGUUGGGUGAGAUUGAUACGCAUUUAUCACAACACCCACUAGUUAGAGAGAACGUGACAUUGGUGAGAAGAGAUAAAGAUGAAGAGGCAACUUUGAUUUCAUACAUUGUACCCAAAGAUUCACCAGAAUUGGCCAACUUCAAGUCCGAAGUAGAUGAUGCAUCAGAGGAAGUCAAUGACCCAAUUGUUCAAGGGCUUGUUGCUUACCGUGAAUUGAUCAAAGACAUUAAAGCCUAUUUGAAAAAGAAGUUGGCCUCUUAUGCUAUUCCCACCAUUAUUGUUCCACUUGUCAAAUUGCCAUUGAACCCCAAUGGAAAAGUCGAUAAGCCAAAGUUGCCAUUCCCAGACACUGCCCAACUCGAAGCUGUUUCGAAAUUAAGUGUUUCUGCAUCAGACCUUGCUGCGGCCGAGCAUGAAGAAUUUAGCAAAUUAGAGCAACAGAUUAAGGACCUUUGGUUCGAAGUGUUACCCAACAAGCCGCCUACCAUUUCUAAAACGGAUUCUUUCUUUGACCUUGGUGGCCACUCUAUUUUGGGAACUAGAAUGAUUUUUGAGUUGAGAAAAAGGCUUAAUAUCGAGAUUCCACUUGGUGUUAUUUUUAAGAAUCCAACUGUUGAGCAGUUUGCUAGAGAAGUGGAGAAGACUAUUCAAGGUGGCAAAGACUUUGAGUUAGCUAAUGGUACUGGAGCCGGAGCCGGAACUGGAACUGGAACCGUAAAUGAGGGGUCAGGACAAGAGAAAAAUGAUAAUGAAGAUGAGCAUAAACAUGCUACAGUUGAAUAUGCUGAAGACGCAAGAAUAUUGUCUCUGACAGCAUUGAGAGCCAAUUACCAGUCUUUAACGAAAUUACCUACUAAAAACGCAGUUAACGUUUUUCUCACUGGUGCUACGGGAUUCUUGGGCUCAUUUAUUGUUCGCGAUUUGUUGGAGGCCAGAAAGGACAAACUUGAUAUCAAAGUUUAUGCUCAUGUAAGGGCUAGCACCAAAGAAGCUGGAUUGGAAAGACUUCGUCAAACAGGUAAAACAUAUGGAAUCUGGAAGGAAGAAUGGUCAAAGCGUAUUGAAGUCGUACUCGGUGACUUAUCUAAAGAACGUUUUGGUUUGGAUGAAACCGAAUGGAGUAAAUUGACCGAUACUGUUGAUGUUAUAAUCCACAAUGGUGCAUUUGUCCACUGGGUUUACCCUUACUCACAAUUGCGCGAUGCUAAUGUCAUUGGUACUAUAAAUGUUCUAAACUUGGCUGCAGAUGGCAAGCCCAAAUAUUUUUCAUUUGUUUCGUCUACUUCGGCAUUAGACACCGAUUAUUUUGUCAACUUGUCAGACGAACUUCUUCAGCAAGGUAAAGCUGGAAUUCUUGAAAGUGAUGACUUAAAAGGAUCAUCCCAAAACUUAGGCACAGGAUACGGUCAAUCCAAAUGGAGUGCUGAGUAUAUUAUACGUCGUGCUGGAGAGCGUGGUUUACGCGGAUGUAUUAUUAGGCCAGGAUAUGUCACUGGUUUUACCGAGACUGGUGCAUCCAAUACUGACGAUUUCCUUCUCAGAAUGUUGAAGGGUGCUACUGAGUUGGGUCAAUAUCCAAACAUUACGAAUAGUGUCAACAUGGUUCCCGUUGAUCAUGUUGCUCGUGUUGUUACUGCGACCUCAUUGAGUCCACCAAGUCAGGAGGAAUUGUUAGUCGCACAUGUAACUGGGCACCCACGUAUUCACUUUGAUGAGUUUUUGGGUUCGUUGAAAUCGUAUGGCUACGAUAUCGCUAUGGCUGACUAUCCACAAUGGACCUCUGCAUUGGAGCAGUUUGUUGUUGAUGGAAGCAAAGAGAGUGCAUUGUUCCCAUUGUUGCACUUUGUGUUGGACAAUUUACCACAAGAUACAAAAGCUCCGGAAUUGGAUGACACAAACACCAGAAAGUCAUUAAUGAAGGAUAUUGAGUUCACCGGGGAAGAUGUUAGUCAAGGCAAGGGGGUCACUACCGACUUGAUGGGUAUUUACAUUAGUUAUUUGAUCCAAAUCGGUUUCUUACCCAAACCAAGUGGUCGUGGCGAAAAACCCAUUCCCAAAAUCGAGUUGAGCCAAGAAACAUUAGAGUUGAUUAAACAAGGUGGUGGAGCCAGAGGUUCGGCAGCAAAGUAA
Messenger RNA from Lodderomyces elongisporus, 4257 nucleotides. It is a transcript of the gene LYS2, whose product is annotated as L-aminoadipate-semialdehyde dehydrogenase. Bases 1 to 4257 code for a protein of 1418 amino acids. Lineage: Eukaryota; Fungi; Ascomycota; Pichiomycetes; Serinales; Debaryomycetaceae. Gene Ontology annotation, molecular function: L-aminoadipate-semialdehyde dehydrogenase [NAD(P)+] activity. The transcript has a single exon. Gene Ontology annotation, biological process: L-lysine biosynthetic process. The record is from RefSeq and is a predicted model, not a curated record.